Cornus florida is the source of this 855-nucleotide messenger RNA. Its product is annotated as agamous-like MADS-box protein AGL62. The transcript has a single exon. Bases 187 to 723 code for a protein of 178 amino acids. Lineage: Eukaryota; Viridiplantae; Streptophyta; Magnoliopsida; Cornales; Cornaceae. Gene Ontology annotation, biological process: regulation of transcription by RNA polymerase II. The record is from RefSeq and is a predicted model, not a curated record. Gene Ontology annotation, molecular function: protein dimerization activity; DNA-binding transcription factor activity, RNA polymerase II-specific; RNA polymerase II cis-regulatory region sequence-specific DNA binding.
GGCGGUUCACCCUCAGUCUGUAAGAAGGCGGUCCGUCUUCACCCUCAGUCUAUAAAAAGGCGGUCCGUCUUCAGUCUUCACCCUCACUUCAAAACCCUACGCCUCGUAAAUUUUCCUCCCAAAUCUCAUCAUCCCCAUCAGCAGUCCGUCAAUUGCAAGCACUGUGUGUGUGAAACUGUAUGUGUGAUGGAGAAGCAGCCGAAGAAGAAAGGUAUGGGACGCCGUAAGAUCGAAAUCCGGAAAAUAGAAAAGAAAAGUCAUUUAAUGACUUCCUUCUCCAAGCGCAGGGGCGGCCUGUUCAAAAAAGCGGCUGAAUUGAGCACCUUGUGCGGUGCCAAUGUUGCCGUGAUCGUCAAGUGCCCUGCCGCAGAGAAGAUUCAUGCCUUUGGAACCCCGUCGGUCGAUGCCGUCUUCAACCGCUUCCUCUCCCAAAAUCCUCCUGAAGAAAAAGUGUUGGAAGAGUGUGAAAGGAAUUGGUGGGACGUGGAGAUUGAUGAACUAGGGUUGAAUGAGCUUGAGGACUACAAGACUGCAUUGGAAGUGCUGAGGAACAACGUGGUGGCUCGAGCCGACGAGAUGGCCAUGGCGAGUGCGAGUGCUUGUUCGUCUAAUUUGAUGGAGUCCGAUCUUUUUGAAGAUAUUCCAGAAUUAGACUUCACCGACUUCGACUUUGAUUUUGAUUUUGAUUUUACUAGUGAGUUUAUUAAUGAACAUCAAAAUUAAACUAGGGUUUUUUGUUCAAUAAUUACAGUAUUAAGGUUUGUGUAUAGAGUACAGUAUGUGAUUGAUUUUGAUGUAUUAAUUGAUCGAUUUGUAUAAAAUGCUAUAAUCAAGGGAGUUUAGUCUUCUGUUUAA